Molecule: messenger RNA, 3706 nt
Organism: Conger conger (European conger)
Lineage: Eukaryota; Metazoa; Chordata; Actinopteri; Anguilliformes; Congridae
Product: protein NLRC3-like
Exons: 9
Coding region: 194-3103 (969 amino acids)
Molecular function (GO): protein binding
Source: RefSeq, a predicted model, not a curated record
GGUGGAGGUCACACUGAAGAUCUUAAAUAAAAUUCCAAAAAAUGACCUCGUUUUGAGACUGGAGAGAAAUCUGCAAAGUGGGGAGGAUCUGAGCUCUGCAGCUGCAGCCGGUGAUUACAGCCCUGAGAGGAAGCGCGAGAGGAGCUUGAAUGCAGAGCCUGUGUCUGAGACCCAGCAGGGAGGGGCACAGUCCAUGACUGAUGCUUCCGCCCCGACCUCCAAUCACCAGGACACAAAAAAAAGUGUUCAGGAGAAUCUGAAGUCUCGUCUGAAGAAGAAGUUUGAGUGCAUACGUGAAGGGGUUGCCAAGCCAAGAAAACGCACCCUAAAGAGUAUUUACACAGAGCUCUACAUCACAGAGGGGGACUGUGAACGGGUCAAUAAUGAACAUGAGGUGAGGCAGAUUGAAACAGCAACCAGGACACAGUCUACCCAAGACACUGCAAUUAACUGCAACAACAUCUUUAGACCCUUAGCUGGACAAGACGUACCCAUCAGAACUGUGGUGACUAAGGGCAUCGCUGGUAUUGGAAAAACGGUCUCUGUGCAGAAGUUCAUUCUUGAAUGGGCAGAAGGAAAAGCUAAUCAGGAUAUUGAGUUCAUGUUUCCCUUUCUUUUUCGGGACCUGAACUCAUUUCAAGAUGAGCAGCAUAGUCUCCUUGAGCUUCUGCAGGAGGUUCACCCUGAAAUGAAAAGGUUUGAAAACAUUGAGUCUGAAGAUGACAAGGUUUUGUUCAUUUUUGAUGGUCUGGAUGAAAGUUGUCAAGACAAAAUCUGGAGCCGGAAGAUACUGUCUGAUGUAAGAAAAAAAUCCUCAGUGGAUGUGCUACUGACCAACCUCAUUAAGGGGAAUCUACUUCCCUCUGCUCUCCUCUGGAUCACCUCCCGACCAGCAGCAGCCAAUCAGAUCCCUCCAGAAUUCAUUGACAGGGUGACAGAGAUUAGAGGGUUCAAUGAUGAACAGAAAGAAGAGUAUUUCAAGAAAAGAUUAACAGAUCAGAGUCAGGCUGACAGAAUUAUCUCUCACAUAAAGAAAUCCAGGAGUCUACACAUCAUGUGCCAUAUACCAGCCUUCUGCUGGAUGUCUGCCACUGUUCUGGAGCGACUUUUGGGUGAAACUGAGAGGGGUGAAAUCCCUGAAUCACUGACUUCAAUGUACUCACACUUCCUGCUCAUUCAGGCCAAAAUCAAGCAUCACAAAUAUCAAUACCAUGAGACAGACCCACAGAAACCUCUGGAGUCAGUUAAAGAAAUCUUUCUCAAACUGGGGCAGCUGGCUUUUCAAUGCAUAGAAAAGCUCAAACCAAUAUUUCAUGAAGAGGACCUGAGAGGAUGUGGCAUUGAUGUCAAAGAAGCUUCAGUCUACUCUGGGCUGUUCACAGAGAUCUUGAAAGAGGAGUCAGUGCUGCAUCAGGAGAAAGUCUACUGCUUUGUGCAUCUGAGCCUCCAGGAGUACAUGGCUGCUUUGUAUGUGAUUCAUUCCUUCAUAAGCAAGAACUCCAGGGCAUUGAAGCCUUUUUUUGGUCAAAAGACUUUAGCCAAUCUCCAUGAUUUGCACAAGAAAGCUAUUAAGAAGGCUUUGGAGAGUAAGAAUGGACACCUGGACCUCUUCCUCCGAUUCCUUCUGGGCCUCUCACUGGACUCCAAUCAGCGCCUUCUCCCAGGUCUACUGCCAGAGACUGGAAGCAACUCUGAGAGCAUCCAGAAAACAGUUCAGCACAUCAAGGUCUUUAAUGUGAAAGAUCCCUCCCCAGAAAGGUGCAUCAAUCUGUUUCACUGUCUGUCUGAACUCAACGAUGAUUCAAUUAUGAAGGAAAUCCAUGAGUACUUGAGCUCAGAAAGUCCGUCGGGUGAAAUGAUCUCACCUGCGCACUGUUCCGCCCUGGCUCACCUGCUCCUUGUGUCUGGGAAGGAGCUGGAAGAGUUUGACCUGAAACGGUACAACACCUCAGAGGAGGGGCGAAGGCGACUGGUCCCAGCUGUGAAGUGCUGCAAGAAGGCUGUACUCAGGGGCUGUAAUCUCACAGAGAAAUCUCUUCAGCUCGUGGACUCCGCCCUGCAGUCAGUCUCCUCCCCCCUCAGAGUGCUGGACCUCAGCAACAACAACCUGCGAGAUUCAGGAGUGGAGCUGCUCUGUGCUGGACUGAAGAGCACAAACUGUAAACUACAGACUUUGAGGCUCAGGGAGUGUAACCUCACAGAGGGCUGCUGUCAUGUUCUGGCCUCAGUCCUGCGUUCUCCUCACUCAGAGCUGAGUGAUCUGGAGCUCAGAGACAACGAGCUGCAGGACUCAGGAGUGAGAGCGCUCUCUGCUGGACUGGAGGACCCACACUGUAAACUGCAGAGACUGGGGCUGUCAGGCUGUGGAGUCACAGAGAGAGGCUGUGAUUCUCUGGCUUCAGCUCUGCGUUCAAACGCCUCACACCUGAGAGAGCUGGACCUGAGCUACAAUCACCCUGGAGACUCAGGAGUGAGAGCGCUGUCUGCUGCUAAACUGGACACACUCACACUGCUUGUAGACCAUGGAGGAGAGAUCAGGCUGAAACCAGGACUGAGGAAAUAUGCUGUUGCACUCACACUGGACCCCAGCUCUGUACACAGAAAGCUGUCUCUGUCUGAGGGGAACAGGAGGGUGACAUGGGGGAAUGAGCAGCCAUACCCCGAUCAUCCAAAGCGAUUUAGCAUGUAUCACCAGGUGCUGUGCCAGGAGGGGCUGUCUGAGCGCUGCUACUGGGAGGCAGAGUGGAGGGUGGAGAAGGGUGGGAAAUGGCCCUGUCUCGCAGUGGCCUAUGAAACGCUUGGCAGGAAAGGACGGGGUGCUGAAAUGCAGUUUGGACACAAUGACAAGUCCUGGAGUCUGUGCUGUUCUAAACAGAAGUACUCUGCCGCUCACAGAAAUAUCUCCACUGACAUACCUACUGCCCCCCCUUCCUGCAGAGUAGGGGUGUACCUGGACUAUCCGGCCGGCACUCUGUCCUUCUACAGCGUCUCCUCUGACACACGUACCCUCCUGCACACUUUCCACAGCACCUUCACCCAGCCCCUCUACCCUGGGUUUAAACUGAAUAAGGGCAACUCGCUGUCCCUGUGCAUGCUGGGAUAGGUUCCUGGGUGUGUGGCUCUCGGUGUAAAAGAAAAUCUUAAUGUGCUAGAAAUUCCAGAAGUCGACCAGCUCAUGCCUCGGCACAGUGAGUGAGUCUGUCUGCAAGAGGGGAGUCAGUUUUAGAUCUGCUGUUAUGUACUGAUCCUGACAGAAUUUGCAGUAUAGAGGUAAUGGAGUGAUCAUUCCAGGAUUGGGAUUUUUUUUUUUUUUUUUUUUUUUUUUUUUUUAACGCAUCCAAGUACAGGAGUUUUAGACGUGUCAACUUCAAAAGUGAUGAAAUUUGAGUAAUGCAGACUGGGUGAAACUUCUGAAUUGCAGAACUGUGAUUGAAAAGUGGGGCAGGUUCAAAAUGGUUGUACUUGAUGUGCAGUGUACACAAUUCAUUCCAGAGGUACGGAAAGGUAAGCUAAGAAAGUGGAGGAAUAAAGCUAUAUGACGGAGUGCAGAGGCAGCGGGCCCUGAUGGCAUAUUCCCAAGGGUUCUCAAGAAAGUGAAAUCAUUUUUAAACCACUGGCUUAAAACUUGACUUUAAAAACUGGAGAAAUACCAGAUGACUCAAGGGGAUUUGAACCCCCAGCCUUUUUAAAUCAGCAAGGCCAAAAA